Branchiostoma floridae (Florida lancelet) is the source of this 1028-nucleotide messenger RNA. RefSeq lists its product as uncharacterized. Lineage: Eukaryota; Metazoa; Chordata; Leptocardii; Amphioxiformes; Branchiostomatidae. The transcript has 4 exons. The record is from RefSeq and is a predicted model, not a curated record. The coding region runs from base 8 to 706 and encodes 232 amino acids.
UCUUCCGAUGGAAGAUAUGAAGGACGGUGAAGAAGCAAGCGUACACGCGUCGUCCAAGAAGUUUAUCGUCAGCGAGUGUAACUUAGUACUUGUAGAUGGAGUGGUUGGCCGAGCACUUCAACUUAGAGGUCGCCAGGAGAAGAGCACGGGUAAUGAACUCCUAUACCGAUGGCAGUUACCCGCAAUCGCAUCAUCUCCAUUAAUGUUCGAGGUGAAGACAGGCGGUUCUGCCCACAUUGCGUUAUCCAGGAAGAAAAAGUAUUUGCCAAAUAUGUACGAAGUUGUCAUCGGUGACACCUCUGAGAUUCGUCGCACAGAAGACAGCAAGAUAGCAGUACAAACACCAGGUAUUUUAGACCAAAACGUAUACAAGCAAUUCUGGAUCUCCUGGACGUACCUGGACAGUGGUAAUAUAAGCAUUGCGGUCGGGAAGGAAGAAGAUACGGUUCCAUUCAUGCAGUGGACUGACCCUUCGGCACCCCUUUCUAUCAACUAUGCUGGGUAUAGCACCGACUCACAGAACGGAUAUUGGAAAUUUGGGGAAGAAUGCCAAGCCAGUGUUGAGUCUGCAGGUUAUGUAACAGAUGCUUCUGAGACAUUCAGCAUCCUUUUGUGGGCGAAAUUUAAGUAUCCAUUGAAGGGUGGAUACUUUGCCACAACGUAUUCAAGUCCCACCUCUUGUGGACUUUCUCUUGAGGUAAGAUGAUUUUAUAGCAUUUCUGCACGUUUUGAAUAGGCAAAGUGACCAAUCUCAGACUAAGGCGUAAGAGUAGCGCUCUUCUUCAAUAGCAGGUAGUGUAAUGUGGCGUUGCCAUGGCGCAUUUUUCAAAGCACACUUGUUUGGAAAGCACACAGGUCGGACCCCAUGUCUUCUCGAGUGUGGUGGGUCCAUUUGCCUGUAGAGUAGAGCUACAGGCAAGUGUACCUAAAGAAAUUUCAGGUACAGGUACAGGUACACAGGUCACAUAGUGUUUUGUGUGGGACAUUUAACCACAAGCACUGUCUCUCUGAACAAAAUAUGUUAAUGU